This is a messenger RNA of Aspergillus versicolor CBS 583.65, 906 nucleotides long. RefSeq names its product NAD-dependent epimerase/dehydratase family protein. NCBI's taxonomy places the organism in Eukaryota, Fungi, Ascomycota, Eurotiomycetes, Eurotiales, Aspergillaceae. The transcript has a single exon. The record is from RefSeq and is a predicted model, not a curated record. Bases 1 to 906 code for a protein of 301 amino acids.
AUGCCAAAACGCAUAAUCAUAACCGGCGGGUCCGGCCAAGUCGGCCGCCAUAUAAUCACUCAACUCCUCGGCAAAGGCCACAGCAUCCUAAACCUGGAUCUCACGGCAGGCCCACCGACAGUGCACACCAUCAAAACCGAUCUGACAAACGGUGGCGACGUCUACAACGCUCUUAACUCACACUUUGCCUUGUCUGAACCCUUUCCUGCACAACCGUCCUGCGUCCCGGACGUCCUUAUCCAUCUCGCCGGCCACGCGCGCAACAUGCUCGUUCCUGACAACAGGACGUUCCGGGACAAUGUCACUGCGGCGUAUAAUGUGCUGGACGCGGCGUGCAAGCUGGGCAUCAGGAAGAUCAUCGUCGCGAGCUCGAUAUGCGCGUAUGGGGUGACGUAUGCGUAUGGCGAUGUGGAUUUCGCUUCUUUCCCUGUUACCGAGGAGCAGACGGUGCCCGCGCCCAUGGAUCCAUAUGCGCUGUCGAAACGAUGUACGGAGGUUCUUGCGGAGGGGUUCGCAAAGCGGUUUGCCGGUUUUGAUGUGUAUGUUUUGCGGAUUGGGAGGGUAGUCCUCCCCGGUGACUACAAUGCAGCUUUUGAGUCGUACGUGAAGGAGCCAGUUAGGUGGAAGGGGCAUGGGUGGUCGUAUGUGGAUGUAAGGGAUCUGGGGGCCAUGUGUGAGCGCGGCGUUGAAGUGAAUGGACUGGGUUUCCAGAUCUUCAACGCGGUCAAUGAUGAAAUUACGUGUGACAGGAAGGCUGGGGAGCUUGUUGCGGAGGUUUGUCCUGCGGUUCCGGUGACGAGGGAGCUGGAGGAUCGCGAGGCCCCGAUUUCAAAUGCGAAGAUCAAGCUCUUGUUGGGGUUCAGGGAGGAGCAUUGUUGGAGGGAUUACUAUGUACCACAGGAAUAG